Molecule: messenger RNA, 243 nt
Organism: Oikopleura dioica
Lineage: Eukaryota; Metazoa; Chordata; Appendicularia; Copelata; Oikopleuridae
Source: the annotation of a GenBank genome assembly
AUGCCUCUGAUUCCGUCACUACCCGAUAGAAAAACGGAAAAGAGAAAAGAUCCUCCCAAGUUUCUUCGACAACUUCCAGAUUCCGUCAGAAAUCGGCGGCAAUCGUUCGACAACGAUAUCGACCUUAGUAUCUUGAUGAGUGUGCUACCAAGUCCCAAAGACGUUUUCGAGCGAGAGCUAGAAUGGAACAUCUCCGACGAACUCGCAAAACUCGCUAUUCAGCAACAAUCUUCUGCUUUCUGA